AGCAGCGAGGCCAAUAUGGCUUCCCGCACCUGGUGACGGUUGAAGAAACUGUGUUAAGUCUCAUGGAGAAGCCCCGGGGCGUCGAGGAGACUUCAGAACCAAUGGAGGAGGAAGAGGAAGACGAUGAUUUGGAGCUCUUUGGUGGCUACGACAGUUUCCGGAGUUAUAACAGCAGUGUGGGCAGUGAGAGCAGCUCCUAUCUCGAGGAGUCAAGUGAAGCAGAAAAUGAGGAUCGGGAAGCGGGGGAGCUGCCCACCUCCCCCUUGCAUUUGCUUAGCCCUGGGACUCCCCGCUCCUUGGAUGGCAGUGGUUCUGAGCCAGCUGUCUGUGAGAUGUGUGGUAUCGUGGGUACAAGGGAAGCCUUCUUCUCCAAGACCAAGAGAUUCUGCAGCGUCUCCUGUUCUAGGAGCUACUCCUCCAACUCCAAGAAAGCCAGUAUCUUGGCUAGAUUACAGGGAAAACCACCUACCAAGAAGGCCAAAGUCCUGCACAAAGCUGCCUGGUCUGCCAAAAUUGGAGCCUUCCUCCAUUCCCAAGGGACAGGACAACUCGCAGAUGGGACACCAACAGGGCAGGACGCGCUGGUCUUGGGUUUCGACUGGGGCAAGUUCCUGAAGGAUCACAGUUACAAGGCUGCUCCUGUCAGCUGCUUUAAACACGUCCCACUCUAUGACCAGUGGGAGGAUGUGAUGAAGGGGAUGAAGGUGGAGGUGCUCAACAGCGAUGCUGUGCUCCCCAGCCGCGUGUACUGGAUCGCCUCGGUCAUCCAGGCGGCAGGGUACCGGGUGCUGCUCCGGUAUGAAGGCUUCGAAAAUGACGCCAGCCACGACUUCUGGUGCAACCUGGGGACUGUGGAUGUCCACCCCAUCGGCUGGUGUGCCAUCAACAGCAAGAUCCUGGUGCCCCCGCGGACCAUCCAUGCCAAGUUCACCGACUGGAAGGGCUACCUCAUGAAACGGUUGGUGGGCUCCAGGACGCUUCCCGUGGACUUCCAUAUCAAGAUGGUGGAGAGCAUGAAGUACCCCUUUCGUCAGGGCAUGCGGCUGGAGGUGGUGGACAAGUCCCAGGUGUCACGGACCCGCAUGGCCGUGGUGGACACGGUAAUCGGGGGUCGCCUGCGGCUCCUCUACGAGGAUGGCGACAGCGAUGAUGACUUCUGGUGCCACAUGUGGAGCCCCCUGAUCCACCCAGUGGGUUGGUCCAGGCGUGUCGGCCAUGGCAUCAAGCUGUCAGAGAGGCGCAGCGACAUGGCCCACCAUCCCACUUUCCGGAAGAUCUACUGUGAUGCUGUUCCUUAUCUGUUCAAGAAGGUUCGAGCUGUCUACACGGAAGGCGGUUGGUUUGAGGAAGGGAUGAAACUGGAAGCCAUUGACCCCCUGAAUCUGGGCAACAUCUGCGUGGCAACCAUCUGCAAGGUCCUCCUGGAUGGCUACCUGAUGAUCUGUGUGGACGGGGGGCCCUCCACAGAUGGCUCAGACUGGUUCUGUUACCAUGCCUCUUCCCACGCCAUCUUCCCAGCCACCUUCUGCCAGAAGAAUGACAUUGAGCUCACACCCCCAAAAGGGUAUGAGGCUCACACUUUCAACUGGGAGACCUACUUGGAGAAGACCAAGGCGAAAGCAGCUCCAUCAAGACUCUUUAACAUGGACUGCCCCAACCAUGGUUUCAAGGUGGGCAUGAAGCUGGAGGCCGUGGACCUCAUGGAGCCCCGGCUCAUCUGUGUGGCCACGGUGAAGCGGGUGGUGCACCGCCUCCUCAGCAUCCACUUCGAUGGCUGGGACAGCGAGUACGACCAGUGGGUGGACUGCGAGUCCCCGGACAUCUACCCCGUCGGCUGGUGCGAGCUCACCGGCUACCAGCUGCAGCCGCCCGUCGCCACAGAGCCCACCACGCCUCUGAAAGCCAAAGAGGCCACAAAGAAGAAAAAGAAACAGUUUGGGAAGAAAAGAAAAAGAAUACCACCAACCAAGACCCGGCCCCUCAGACAGGGGUCCAAGAAGCCCCUGCUGGAGGACGACCUGCAGGCGGCAGAGAAGAUCUCGUCGGAGCCCGUUCCUGAUGAGAUCAUUACCGUGCGGGUAAAGGAAGAGCAUCUCGACGUGGCUACGCCUGACAAGGCCGCGAGUCCAGAGCUGCCCGUUCCCAUCGAGAACAUCAAACAGGAGACAGAUGACUGAGACUUCCUCGCUGCCCGCCCGGCCGCCCAGCUGGCAGCCAGCCCAGGGUGCCUCGACUGCCAGCACCCCUCCACCCCACUUGACUCUGGAGACUGAGCCUUUCUGCGUGAAUGCCGCCGCCUGGUGCUGUGGGCGCUGGGCAGUGAACGAACACCCAGGGUCUCCCAGACCCGCCCUGUCGCCUCUGCCCCAUCCUGGGCACGGCCGGCGCGACUAGGGCUGCUGAGACCCGCAGACUCCCCUGUGAGCAGCUCCCUCUCCAGCUGGAGUUACCGAAGUUCUUACCAGCCUCCAUCCACACCCACCACGUCCCUCAACUGCCAGGGGUGAGGGGCCGCACACUGGAGGACAAGUUGGUUGGUGGGGGAAUGAGCUCAGCGUGCGUGUGUGUGUGUGUGUGUAUGUGUGUGUGUGUGUGUGUACGAGCACACACAUCCCCUGAGAGGGAGGCUGCCACCAGCAUUGAACUUAACCUGCUCUGGAGCCCAGCGGGGCUAGGACCUGUCCUUUUCAUUCCCCUGUUAACCAGGGACGGGUCUGGCCUUGCCGGAAAGUCACAGGGCCGCGACAGAGUGGGGCGGUCAGCCCUGCUGGCUGAGGUGGCCCUGGAGGAGCUCCUGGAGGAAGGGACACUCUUCCUGGCUCGUUUUCCUCACUGUUCAUGUCCUUAACUCCGUAACAUGUUUUGAAUCCCCUUCUCUCUAGAGUACCUUCUAGAAGUUCAUCUAGCAUCUGCCCAAAUUUCAGCUUUUUUUUUUUUCCCAGUUAGUCUCCUUUGAAACUGUCUCCUCCCUCUGAUCCAUCCUCUCUUCAAGAGACCCUCUUCCUGGAACCUAAGGUGAUGGCAGGCACUGUCCUCAGCCCUUUUCUUUCCUUCUACAUGUUUGGGUAGAGACAGCACAGCAGGGUGGGUCCCUGUGUCGCCCCUUUAAGGGCUGCAGCUGUGCCGGGUGGGAAUCCGGCUCCCUGGACUGUCGGGUGCUUGCCAGAUGGGGUGCUGACCAUGGGUGUGCUCAGGACCCAGCUGUUGGGUGUCAUCCCAGAGAUGGGGUGACCAGCCCAAGGGGAGCUGACUUCCUGUCAGUUCAAAGAGAACUUGAUCCUUUCUCCCUUUCUAAAGGCCCUCUGCAGGCCCACACGGUAUAGAAACCAGGCCCAGAAAGCACCCUCUUGCAGCCUGAAUUCCCCAAAACAUGACUAGAUGUGGAACACAGUGACGACCAAGGAUGGGACAGGUCCCAGGACAGAGGGGCCGUACCUGACCCCACCCCCAUCUCACACACACCAGACUUGAGUGGUGACGGGUCAGUCAGUGGCAUCAGCCCCCAGGGGAGGAAGGUGGCAUGUGUGUGCACUUCAGCUCUGCCUUUGUUGAGGGUAAACUGCGCAGCUGAGAAUAGUUCAUCAUCCCCGAUGCCCUUGCCCUUAUGGAUCCAGUUCUGACUGAAGAGCUUCUAGGACAACAGGACUUGCAUGGCAUUUUGGCCUUCAGCUGUUUCUUCCUGAACGGAGAAGUGAAGCCUACAGGUGCCAUGAGCACGACAGGCAGAGCUGGAGGGCAAGAUUAGCUGCCGGUCCGGCCUGGACUGGCCUCCCAUACUUAACUUGCAUGAGACCAUUGAAUCCCUUUCUUGCUGAA
Molecule: messenger RNA, 3816 nt
Organism: Balaenoptera ricei (Rice's whale)
Lineage: Eukaryota; Metazoa; Chordata; Mammalia; Artiodactyla; Balaenopteridae
Gene: L3MBTL2
Product: L3MBTL histone methyl-lysine binding protein 2
Exons: 17
Coding region: 63-2177 (704 amino acids)
Biological process (GO): regulation of DNA-templated transcription
Cellular component (GO): nucleus
Molecular function (GO): zinc ion binding
Source: RefSeq, a predicted model, not a curated record